This is a messenger RNA of Colletotrichum gloeosporioides, 1365 nucleotides long. RefSeq names its product General amino acid permease AGP2. The transcript is spliced from 2 exons. The record is from RefSeq and is a predicted model, not a curated record. Gene Ontology annotation, cellular component: membrane. NCBI's taxonomy places the organism in Eukaryota, Fungi, Ascomycota, Sordariomycetes, Glomerellales, Glomerellaceae. Bases 1 to 1365 code for a protein of 454 amino acids. Gene Ontology annotation, biological process: amino acid transmembrane transport. Gene Ontology annotation, molecular function: amino acid transmembrane transporter activity.
AUGGCGACGUAUCUCCCAGUCUCUUCGCCUUUUAUCCGAUUUGCUGGCCGAUUUGUCGACGAGUCUUUCGGCGUUGCAGCGGGUUACAAUUUCUUCCUUUUCCAAGCGUCGCUGUUACCUUUUGAGAUCACUGUCUGCAAUGUCGUAGUACGAUACUGGACCGAAGCCAUACCUGUGUGGGCCGUCUGCCUCGUCUUUCUCGCGCUCUACGCCAUCCUCAACUUCGUCGCGGUCAAGUUCUUUGGCGAAGCAGAGUUCUGGCUUUCCCUCGGAAAGGUCAUUCUUAUUGUUGGCCUAAUCUCCUACACAUUUGUCGUUAUGGUUGGUGGAAACCCACGACGCGAUACGUUCGGGUUUCGCUAUUGGUACGACCCUGGUGCAUUCCGGGAACUCUAUCGGGAAGGCUCUCUCGGCCGCUUUCUUGGCUUCUUGUACUGCCUCAUCCAAGCCGCCUUCGUCAUCGCUGGUCCUGAGUACGUCUCAAUGACCGCAGGUGAGGCCGAGAAUCCAAGAAAAGUCCUACCGAAGGCGUACAGGUCGAUAUUCUGGCGACUGACAACAUUCUUCGUUCUCGGAUCUCUUGCUGUUGGAAUCGUCGUGCCAUCUGAUGACGUAAAGCUGAAAGAGGCGUACUCAAGCAGCAAGGGAGGCGCCGCUGGAUCACCAUAUGUACGGUCGAUGGAUAUCCUUGGUAUUCCUAUCUUGCCGCACAUUGUCAAUGCCUUGAUCUUGACAUCCGCCUUCAGUGCCGGCAAUAGCACGACAUACUGCGCAACACGAACUCUGUACGGCAUGGCUCUUGAGGGCAAGGCCCCUCGCUUCCUAUCCAAGUGCAACAAAGCCGGCGUGCCUUACUACUCCGUUGCGGUUGUCAUGUGUUUCGGUGGUCUCUCCUUCCUGCAGGUUUCCAACUCAACGGCGGUGGUUCUCAAUUGGUUCGUCUCUUUGGUUACAGCCUCUCAACUGAUCAACUUCUGCGUCAUCGCCUUCACCUUCACACGUUUCAUGAAAGCUUGCAGCGCCCAAGGGAUCUCCAGAGACUCACUGCCUUACAAAGCACCGUUCCAACCGUACACGACUUGGUUCGCGUUCACUUGCUGUUCCAUCAUGGUCCUAAUCGCUGGGUAUAGCAUCUUCAUUGACGAUAACUUCACUGUUCCUGAUUUUCUCUUUCAGUACAUGAUGGUUGGCGUAUUUCCGGUGGUGUUUGGUUUCUGGAAGGUAUUGAAGAAGACGAAGUGGCUACAGCCCACCGAGGUCGACCUUACGACCGGCGUAUGGGAGAUUGAUAUUUACACGGAGAACUUUGUGCCCACGCCUUCGAAGACAGCGUUUACGCGAGCUCUGGAUAAGGUGUUUAGUUAA